AAAUAUCGGGUGCAUUAGCAGUCGCCGCAACUCGUGUCAGCUCCAUUCUCCUUAUCGCCCCCAUUGCUCUAAAUCUCAGAGAAAGCCAGAGCUAAUCAGGAGCAUUUUUCUGGCUAGAUUUGGUGCUGAUUGAUGAAAGAUUGAUCAAUUCACACACAAAAAUAUUAAUGUACUUCAAUAAAAUAUACUCAUUUCAGAUUAUGUACUCUGUCCAUUUAUUCCUUUUCUCUUUAGUAACCUGUUUCUCUUGGGAAUUAGAGCUUAUGCUUCUUAUUAUAACCAUUAUAUGAUUUGGGCUUGUUGUCUCUUUGUUUUAAUAUCGAAAUGAUUAUCAUUGGGAGCAUGAUUGUCUCAGAGAUUCAGAGAGAGAGAGAAUAAAGAGAGAAAGCCAUUGCUUCUCUUUGCUCCAAUCCAAACAUGUUGUCACAGGGGAGCCGAAAAUUGGUUUUAGGGUUAGGGUUAAGGCAAACUCAAGCCCCUGUUGCAGGAGGAGCCCUGAGGCUCUAUCAUGAGAGGGUGGUGGAUCAUUACAAUAACCCUCGCAACGUUGGAUCCUUUGAUAAGAAUGAUCCAACAGUGGGUACUGGACUUGUUGGUGCCCCUGCUUGUGGUGAUGUGAUGAAGUUGCAGAUCAAGGUUGAUGAGAGCACUGGAAAGAUUGUUGAUGCUUGCUUUAAGACCUUUGGUUGUGGCUCAGCUAUUGCUUCUUCUUCUGUUGCUACUGAAUGGGUGAAGGGGAAGCCAAUGGAGGAAGUAUUAUCAAUCAAGAACACAGAAAUAGCAAAGCAUCUUUCGCUUCCCCCUGUAAAGCUCCAUUGUAGCAUGCUUGCAGAGGAUGCGAUCAAGGCAGCUAUUAAGGACUAUGAAGCUAAGAGAGCUAAGUCGAAUGGGGAUGCUACCACAGUGCCAGAGCAGAAAGCUGCCAAUGCCUGAUGCGUACGUAAAGUAUGUUUAUAUUUCCCUUAUGAUGCUAGGAUAUCAAAGUGUGUCAUAAAUGACAAUCUUCUCAGUUCUGUAAACUUUAACUAUUUGGAAUAAUAAUGUGGAUAAUUGUUUCAUG
This is a messenger RNA of Amborella trichopoda, 1060 nucleotides long. NCBI's taxonomy places the organism in Eukaryota, Viridiplantae, Streptophyta, Magnoliopsida, Amborellales, Amborellaceae. The record is from RefSeq and is a predicted model, not a curated record.